CUCUUUGCUUUCUUUGAAUCUGUCUGGUUUACUUUAGCUUUUCGCUUCAAAUCGGACAUUCUGAAAAAUGAUAUAUUACACGGGUUAGCUGUUAUAAUCACAUUAACAAAAACAGACAUGGUAAACUAACGAUGAUGCCUCUGAGACAGAGUCUUAUACACUUAUAUCAACUUCAUGUGAAGAUAAGUUAGGUGUGGUAAGAUCCUCUUUAUUCCCUUAAUUAAUAAAAUUGAAAGGAAAAAAUCAUGAUGUCAAGAAUGUUUUAAUCUGGGCUUCCUCCUUGAAUGAGUCUCAAAGAGGAAUCCCAGAAGGGAUUAGUAAAAAUGUGUAUAAAGUAAAGUUGCCACUGAAAUGUAUACUCAUUAUAUUUGAUGGUGCUUGGAUUUAAUCACAGUAUUUUUUUCGUUUCUGGGUGCAUGACAUGUAACAGCAACCAAAAUCGCCAGGUGUGAUGUCACAUAAGUAAAAGGUUCACGCGAUACAGCUCGACAAAAUGACUGAUCCGAAAUACAUAACGAUGUAGAGACGAUAUAUUUCACAUAGCCAGACUCUUUGAUAGUGAACAUCCGAUUCCUGCGGUAACAUUCAUAAUCAAACAUUGUAAUAUUAGUUUUUAAUGUAUGCUGAUUACUCAAUGCAAAGAAAUUAACAAUAAAAUUGGUAUGAUCACGAAUUAUGUUGCCGACCUGUUUUACCAAACAAUCAUGCACAUGCUGACCUGUCAUUUGUUUUGAUGAUCGGAGUUAUCCACCGUGUCGAUAGACGGCGCUUCACUUCCGGCCUAGAAAAUAACAAGCAUGCUUGGGGGACAAGGCAACAUCAUCGUUCUUAAUCAGAACACAAAGCGGGAAUCCGGCAAGAAAGUCCAGCAAGGCAACAUUGCAGCCGGCAAAGCUAUAGCAGAUAUCAUCAGAACAUGCUUGGGGCCAAAGUCUAUGUUAAAGAUGUUGAUGGACCCAAUGGGAGGGAUUGUCAUGACCAACGAUGGAAAUGCCAUUCUCCGUGAAAUCAAUGUUCAACAUCCAGCAGCUAAGUCCAUGAUUGAAGUAGCUCGCACACAAGAUGAAGAAGUUGGUGACGGAACAACCUCUGUCAUCAUCCUUGCGGGUGAGAUGUUAUCUCAGGCCCUUCCUUUCCUGGAGCAGCAGAUGCAUCCAACUGUUGUCAUCAGUGCUUUUAGGCAAGCAUUAGAAGAUCUGGUAGAUAUUCUCCGCAAACAAGUCAGUGUACCAGUGGAUCUCACUAACAGAGAUGACAUGAUGAAAAUUGUCAAAAGCUGUGUUGGAACAAAGUUCAUUAGUAAAUGGUCUGAACUUGCGUGCCAGAUUGCAUUAGAUGCCACAGCAACAGUUGCCAUGGAGGAGAAUGGUCGACGGGAAAUUGACAUCAAAAGAUACGCAAAAGUAGAAAAGGUCCCCGGAGGAACCAUGGAAGACUCUAAAGUAUUAAAAGGAGUUAUGCUCAAUAAAGAUGUUGUUCACCCGAAAAUGAAAAGGAGGAUAGAAAAUCCAAGAAUUAUUUUACUAGAUUGUACAUUAGAAUACAAGAAAGGUGAAAGCCAGACAAAUAUUGAAAUAACAAAAGAAGAAGACUUUGCAAAGAUUCUUAUGCUGGAGGAGGAAUAUGUGAAGAGGAUAUGUGACGAAGUCCUUGCCUUCAAGCCUAACCUUGUCAUCACAGAGAAGGGUGUGUCAGAUCUAGCUCAGCAUUUCUUUGUUAAGGCAGGUGUAAGUGUAAUCCGACGUGUCAGGAAGUCCGACAACAAUAGGAUUGCCAGAGCAUGUGGCGCUACCAUUGUUAAUCGUACAGAUGAAAUUAAGGAAGAGGAUGUUGGAACACAGUGUGGUCUGUUCAACAUUGAGAAAUUUGGGGACGAAUAUUUCACAUUCCUGGUGGAAUGUAAGGACCCUAAGGCAUGUACAAUCCUCCUCCGUGGCGCAAGCAAGGACAUAUUGAUGGAAGUUGAGAGGAACCUACAGGACGCUAUGAAUGUUGCACGUAAUGUGAUGACCGAGCCUCUCUUAGUCCCUGGAGGUGGUGCCGCGGAGAUGGCCCUCUCUCAGGCCCUGAAUGAAAAGGCCAAGAGUAUCACUGGAGUCCAGCAGUGGCCAUAUCGGGCAGUUGCAAAAGGUCUGGAGGUCAUUCCAAGGACACUCAUCCAAAAUUGUGGUGGCAACUCCAUCAGAACUCUCACUGCUCUCAGGGCAAAACAUGCAGCACCCAACUGUACAUCCUGGGGUGUUGAUGGAGAAAAUGGAAAGAUUGUGGACAUGAAAGAUUAUGGAAUCUGGGAACCAUUUGCUGUGAAAGUGCAAACAAUCAAGACAGCAUUAGAGACCGCCGUACUUCUUCUAAGAAUUGACGACAUUGUCUCAGGGACUAAGAAGAUGGCAGAUGCAGAUAUGCCCGCACCUCGACAGAAAGACGAAGAAGCAGCACCCCAACCUGAGGGACCAGAAUAAAAAACAACUUGAUAAUUAGGAUUUACACAAACAUUUUAAUAACAGGCAUUUCUUUUUGGAAUAAUUAAUAAUUCCAUGUCAUCUUUUUGGCUAAUCUGCAUUCUACAAAACAAAUUGUGUUCAUAUUCCUCAUCGUCUCAGAAAGUUGCAAUGUUCAAAACUUUUUUUCAUGAGUGCCAGAUUCUAUGUGUAAAAUAUCAUUCAUGAAAUUGUAUUGUUCUGUGAGGAACAUAUGGAUUUUGUUAGUGCUGCAAAACUGAAGAUUUAUUCAUGGACAAAUUGAAAUCAAAGUACUCUGUAACCUGUCUAUGGAAGUUCACAUGUUAUAAAAUGUUGAUCAGUGUGACAAAGAAAAGGACACUUGAGUGCUUUAUUUAUUGUGAUGAAUUUCUGUAUGAAACCCAAAUAUAUACAUGUUUGUCUUUUUAUAAUUAUAAAGAACAAAGGAUUAAAAAUGUGAUCCCAUUA
Ylistrum balloti is the source of this 2930-nucleotide messenger RNA. RefSeq names its product T-complex protein 1 subunit gamma-like. Gene Ontology annotation, biological process: protein folding. The record is from RefSeq and is a predicted model, not a curated record. Gene Ontology annotation, molecular function: ATP binding; ATP-dependent protein folding chaperone; ATP hydrolysis activity. Bases 798 to 2462 code for a protein of 554 amino acids. Gene Ontology annotation, cellular component: chaperonin-containing T-complex. Lineage: Eukaryota; Metazoa; Mollusca; Bivalvia; Pectinida; Pectinidae. The transcript is spliced from 17 exons.